AUGGAUAAGGCUUGGAUGCAUAUUGAAGAUAGAUUGCAUUCCACUGAGUAUGCUGAAGGGGUUAGACAAUUCCUCUCUAUGGUGUUAGCCCACACUCCUAACGCUGAUCAGAUUAGGUGUCCAUGCAGAAGAUGUCGGAAUAGAGCUUUCCACUCUAUUCGUAUAGUCGAGGAUCAUUUGUUCUUCAGAGGUUUUGAUCCAACUUAUACGGAUUGGAUAUUCCAUGGAGAAGAUGACCCUUUCCUUUCUGCUGCACUCUAUGCCGAGGAAGAAGCUGAUACCUCGGCUAACUAUGAUUAUAUUGAUGAUCUAGAAGAGAUGUUUGAUGACAUCCGCCAUGGGUCCUAUAUGGAUCAUCAUUCUACUGAUGAUGGCUCCAUAGAUGCCGAUGAUCAAGAUCAGACCUUUGAUGGUCGAACUAUCUUUAAUUUCGAGGAGUUGGUUUCUGAUGAACGACGCCCACUUUAUCCUUCAUGUACUAAGUUUUCAAAGCUAUCAUUCAUCGUCAAGCUUCUUCACAUAAAGAGUAUUGGCGGUUGGACCGUGAAGUCAUUCGAUAUGGUCAUAAAGUUAUUGCAAGAGGCAUUUCCAGAGGCAUCUUUCCCUGACUCAUAUAACGAUGCCCGUCGCUUGGAGCGUGGAUUGGGGUUUAGUUACGAGAAGAUACACGUCUGCCCAAAUGAUUGUGUCCUGUUUUGGAAGGAAAAUGCAUCGUUAAAUGAGUGCCCUAAAUGUAAAGCUUCUAGGUGGGAACAAAGCACAAUUCACCAACGAAGGUUACCAAAAAAAGUUCUCCGAUAUUUCCCCCUUAAGCCACGAUUGCAGAGGCUUUAUAUGUCAAAGAAGACAGCCCAGGCCAUGCGAUGGCAUGUAGAGGGCCGUGUUGAAGAUCCUACAUGCAUGCGACAUCCUUCAGAUUCUAGGGUUUGGAAGGACUUUGAUAACGUACAUGUCAGGUUUUCCGAAGAUCCGAGAAAUGUUAGACUUGGUUUGGCAAGUGAUGGUUUUAAUCCAUUCAAUAACAUGAGUAGGCCGUACAGCAUUUGGCCGGUACUUCUUGUGCCUUACAACUUGCCGCCUUGGGCAUGCAUGAAAGAUCCAUACACAAUGUUAUCGUUGCUAAUCCCUGGCCCAAAGUCACCAGGUAAUGAUAUUGAUGUGUUCUUGCGUCCUCUCCUUGAUGAGUUGAAGGAGUUAUGGGUAGAGGGUAUUCGUACCUAUGAUGCGUACAGUGGGCAAGACUUUACGUUGCAUGCAGCUCUACUUUGGACUAUCAAUGACUUCCUCGCAUAUGCCAAUCUUUCUGGUUGGAGCAUGAAGGGCAAGUUGGCAUGCCCGUAUUGUACAUCUGACACAAAUUCUCAAUGGUUGGUAUAUGGCCGCAAACAUUGCUAUAUGAGUCAUCAACGAUGGUUGCCCCUAGAUCACAUUUGGAGACGCAAGAAAAAUGCGUUUAAUGGGUAUGAAGAGCACCAACUCCAACCAUCAAGGGUCGAGGGAGAGGAAUUGCUAGAACAAUUAAGUCAGGUGUCACAUUUUCAGUUGGGUAAAUCUUCUUCGAAGAGGAAACGAACAGCCAAUCAUCUUAACUGGACCAAAAAAUCCAUAUUUUUUGAGCUUCCCUACUAG
This is a messenger RNA of Carya illinoinensis, 1629 nucleotides long. RefSeq lists its product as uncharacterized. The transcript has a single exon. The record is from RefSeq and is a predicted model, not a curated record. Bases 1 to 1629 code for a protein of 542 amino acids. NCBI's taxonomy places the organism in Eukaryota, Viridiplantae, Streptophyta, Magnoliopsida, Fagales, Juglandaceae.